AAAUCUAAGCAUUUGUGUAAUUUCAGAGAAAAUGUUUUCCAAGCUAGUUCUCCGACAGAGAAGAGGUGUUAAUGCUCCUUGUGUCAGACUAACUGCAUUGAUCCAUAGUGACAGUGGAAAUCUAUUCACAAAAUCUGGUGAACAAAGAGACCCAUUUGAAGAUUUAGCUAAAACCAUAGAUACACCUAAUGACAGUUUGAAAGUGAAAGACAGUAAAAAAGCUGGUUCUGUAGAGAACAUUUUAAAGGAAGACAAGAUUUUAAAUGAAUGUGUUGAAAUUAUUCACUGUGACAGUAAAGAAAAUGAGAAUCAUCAAAAGGUGACAACAGCUGUUGGGAGCUCUCUUAGUUCCACCAUUAACACCAGGAAAUUCAAUAAUUUUUUUCCAAAUUCUUCAGUGACUGAGGUACUUAAAGCUGUUAACUCUGAUCUAAGAUCUUGUAAUGCACAGACAUUUUCCGAGAUCAACACAUAUCUGGAUAAAGUGGACAAACUAGACCCGGAUAGUGAGGAAUGGGAUGUUAUGACCUCACUUAUAGCCCACCCAGAUGAGAACAGAGAAAUAAAGUAUGACUUGCUACCGAGGGUAUCCAGCAGUGUAGGAAGUUACAUAGAAUAUUCAGAGACACUUCAAAAACUUGUAAUGCUAGGGGUUGACCUUUCUGCUGUAGAAGAAUUCCCAUUUAUAGCCAACUUCCUAAUAAGACAAGAUUUCAAUAGAGACAUUGUGCCAAAGUUGUUGUACUUGAAAGACCUAGGAGUGUAUGAUCACAAUAUUGGUCAGGUUCUUACCACUAACCCUUAUAUUCUGGAGGAUCCUAUUGAUAAACUGCAGACCGUGGUGGAUUACCUGAAGUCUAAGAGAUUUACAGCUGAUAUGAUUGGUAAAAUGGUUGUGAGGCAUUCCAUGUUUUUGAUAAUGGAAGUAGGGCAGAUUGAUUCCAAGCUGGGGAUGCUACAGAAAAUGUUUCAUCUCACAGGUGAUCAAGUAAGAGAAAUAUUUUCCACUCACCCAGUCCUGAUUUCACACAAUAGAAAGAAAAUCCAGGAUGUUCACUUUCUCUUGCACAAUAUAUGGGAAUUUGAAAAGUCACAAAUACGGGCAAUAUUUCUGAAAUGUCCUCUCAUUUUUGCAGAAGAUGCCAAGAAAGCGGUGCAGUCCAGACUGGAGAUACUGCAUGCCAUGGGAAUCACCACUCAGAAACUGUCCGAGUGUCCAGCAGUACUGAUGGCCAGUCACCACCAAGUUCGCCGCCGACACGCCUUCCUGAAGGAGAUAGGCCGAGCUCACUAUGACCCGGAAAAGGCAGGCUACGUGUCUCUGGAAUCCCUGGGAAUGUAUUCUGUUGAUAAGUGGUGCUGGAAAAUGAACAUACCCAAGGAACAUUAUAUGAAAUUCCUAAAAACUGAAUAAAAUCUUAAUAAAGCAGA
This is a messenger RNA of Saccostrea cuccullata (small rock oyster), 1431 nucleotides long. Its product is annotated as transcription termination factor 3, mitochondrial-like. The record is from RefSeq and is a predicted model, not a curated record. Gene Ontology annotation, cellular component: mitochondrion. The coding region runs from base 32 to 1414 and encodes 460 amino acids. The transcript has 7 exons. Gene Ontology annotation, biological process: mitochondrial transcription; regulation of DNA-templated transcription; mitochondrial ribosome assembly. Gene Ontology annotation, molecular function: double-stranded DNA binding. NCBI's taxonomy places the organism in Eukaryota, Metazoa, Mollusca, Bivalvia, Ostreida, Ostreidae.